Choloepus didactylus (southern two-toed sloth) is the source of this 2073-nucleotide messenger RNA. RefSeq names its product tektin 1 (gene TEKT1). NCBI's taxonomy places the organism in Eukaryota, Metazoa, Chordata, Mammalia, Pilosa, Megalonychidae. The transcript has 9 exons. Gene Ontology annotation, cellular component: microtubule cytoskeleton; nucleus. Bases 502 to 1773 code for a protein of 423 amino acids. The record is from RefSeq and is a predicted model, not a curated record. Gene Ontology annotation, biological process: cilium movement involved in cell motility; cilium assembly.
CUCUCGCCCCUCCUCUACCUGCCGCGCGGGGGCUGCGGCUAAGUGGUCCCGGGCCUGCCUGCGGCUGCGAGGCCCGGGGAAGCUCCGGCUCCACCUCACUGCACCUCUGGGGAGCCCGGGGCCCCGGACAGCGGCGGAGCUCGGGCUAGACGCACGUCUCCAAACCCCAGCCCGGGGUUUUGGCCGCCGUCUCCUGCUGGUUGUCCCGCGUCUGCGUGAUAGAUUGAGACCGCCGAGCAUUGGUGGCCAUACAACAUCCGGGCCAUAGCAGCCUUUUGCCUGCGCGGGGCUCGCAGAAUACGCGGCUGCGCAGAGCCCUCCGGCGAGGCUGCUUUGCGGCGGCGCGGGUCCCCUUUGCCCUAGUGACGCGUCAUCGGUUGCCAUGGAGACUGCGUUGUUUUCUGUUCCGGGAGAGCCGUGCGCUUUGGCAGCGGUGAGGAGGCUCCCAUCCUGAGCCUCAGUUGAAGUUCUUUGCAGCGCUGAGGACUUUGGAAACAUCAAAUGGCCAAACUACUGCAACCUCCCCCUAAGUUCCUGCCCUCAGAGUGGCACAUCGCUAACAAGAACCAGUACCACAGUGCGGAGUCCCAAAGGUCCCGAUCUGAACGCCUGGUGGCUGAGAGCCAGAGGCUUGUGGAUGAAAUUGAAAAGACCACAAGGAAAUCUCAAAGUGAUGUGAACAAGAAACUAGAACAGAGACUUGAGGAAAUCAGGUUCUGGAAGAAGGAGUUAGAUGACAAACUUGAGCAGCUUGUGUAUGAAACUGAGGAUCUAGUGACAUUUAGGACCAGAUUGGAAAAAGCCCUGGAGAGCUUAAAAGAGCCUUUGCACAUCUCUCAGAUGUGCCUGGCAUACAGGGAGAAGCGAGUCGGGGUGGACUUGGUGCAUGACGAAACGGAUCAGGAGCUGGUGAAGGAGAUGGAGAUCAUUCGCGGGGUGACGGCCUUGCUCACCCGCACCUUGGAGGAGGUAUCUGAGCAGAUCAGGCUGAACCGCUCUGCCAAGUAUAACCUCGAAAAGGACUUGAAGGACAAGUUUGUGGCCCUGACCAUUGACGAUAUCUGCUUCUCACUGAACAACAACUCGCCAAACAUCAGAUAUUCUGAGAAUGUCGUGAGGGUUGAACCAAACUCCGUGAGUCUAGAAGACUGGCUGGACUUCUCCAACACCAACGUGGAGAAGGCUGACAAGCAGCGGAACAACUCCCUGACCCUGAAGGCCCUGGUGGACCAAGUCCUGUCCCAGACGGCCAGCGACCUGCGCACGCAAUGUGACGUGGUAAACACGGCGUUCAUGAGGGGACUGAAGGAGACCAAGGAUGCCAGGGACAAGCUGGCUGAUCAUCUGGCCAAGGUCAUGGAAGAGAUUGCUUCACAGGAGAAAAACAUCACCACUCUUCAAAAAGCCAUCCUUGACCAAGAAGGGCCAGCCAAGGUGGCUCACACCCGCCUUGAGACCAGGACACACCGGCCUAAUGUGGAGCUGUGUCGGGACGUGGCUCAGUAUAGGCUGAUCAAGGAGGUUCAAGAGAUCACCCACAAUGUUUCAAGAAAACAAACAGUGGAUGUCAGUAGGCAGAGAUGGAUGGCGAAAACCAUUUUGGGGCAGGGGAAACCGGAGGAGCAAAGCUGCCAGCCUCACUCCUUGGGGGCCUCUAUUUGUCUCUCCCUGGUCCUGACUACCCUGAACCAAUUUUGCAGCUGUAGGACUGCAGAGAAAAACAACUCUGGACUGCAGGGGGAAGAAAGGCAAAAAGACAACUUCAGACGCUAAUUAUUCUAAACAUCAGUCUUGCCUGGACCUCCCCUGCCCCUUUCCCUCUCACCUCACCCCAGCCUUUGGGCUACCCAGGUGCCUGAGAGGCUCCUAAGGAGGCUGUUCCUUAUCUCCCUCCUCCUCUCUCCCAGCCCUUAGAAUCCAGGCGGCCUAACUACUGCAAAGGGAAACAUUCCAGACCAAGCCAGCCUAAUCACAACCUCAGUAAAUCCCCCACCCACCCCAUUGAUUAUCCCCUUAUCUUCCAGGGCUUUUUGACAGAGUUGAGUUCUAUGAGUUCUACUGUCUCAGACAUAG